Jatropha curcas is the source of this 1239-nucleotide messenger RNA. NCBI's taxonomy places the organism in Eukaryota, Viridiplantae, Streptophyta, Magnoliopsida, Malpighiales, Euphorbiaceae. The record is from RefSeq and is a predicted model, not a curated record.
ACUUCAUUUCUGAGUCUAUGGUUGUGUUGCACAAACUACAUUACAGUUGAGACUUGAGAGAAAUUAAUUAGCUUAGCGAAUAGCAACAAUGGAUGGUGAAAGUGAAGAAAUAGUGAGCAACAAACAGAUUAUAUUCAAAGAUUUCGUGAAUGAAGGUUACCCUAAAGAAUCAGACAUGUUGGUGAGUACUGCUUUGAUCAAACUCAAAGUACCAGAAGGAACUAAUGGGGUUCUUGUCAAGAAUCUGUAUUUGUCCUGUGAUCCAUAUAUGAGAAGCAGAAUGAGAGCCAAAAUCGAAGGAUACCCUCAUGAGCCUUUUGAGCCUGGUUCUGUUAUAACUGGAGUUGGAGUGGGUAAAGUUAUAGAAUCAAGGCAUCCAAACUUCAAGAAAGGUGACUUGGUCUGGGGAAUGACUGGCUGGGAAGAGUAUAGUCUCGUUCCAACACCGACACCUCCGACUCUUUCUAAAAUCCUUCACACCGAUUUGCCACUUUCCUAUUACACUGGAAUUCUUGGUAUGCCUGGCCUAACUGCUUAUGCUGGUUUUUAUGAGAUUGGUGCUCCUAAGAAAGGAGAGUAUGUGUUUGUUUCAGCAGCUUCUGGUGCAGUCGGUCAACUUGUUGGUCAGUUUGCCAAGCUGACUGGUUGCUAUGUGGUUGGAAGUGCUGGAAGUAAAGAAAAAGUCCAUUUAUUAAAGACUAAGUUUGGAUUCCAUGAUGCUUUCAAUUAUAAUGAAGAAAAAGACUUCAAUGCAGCUUUGAGAAGGCACUUUCCCGAAGGAAUUGAUAUAUAUUUUGACAAUGUUGGUGGAAAGAUGCUUGAUGCAGUGCUUCUAAAUAUGAAAUUUCAAGGACGAAUUGUCGUUUGCGGAUUAAUGUCACAAUAUAAUUUGAACCAAUUUGAUGGAGCGUACAAUAUCGUGCAAUUUGUACUGAAAAGCAUCCGUAUGGAAGGAUUUAUUGUUUCCAAUUACUAUCAGCUUUUUCCAGAGUACCUGAAAAUUGUAAUACCAAAAAUCAAAGAAGGGAAGAUUGUGUAUGUUGAAGAUAUUGCUGAUGGCAUAGAAAGUGCUCCUGCGGCUUUUGUUAAGCUAUUUACCAGCGGUAACGUAGGAAAACAAGUGGUUAAGAUUGCCGAUGAGUGAUUAUUAUCUUCGUAGACUGUAGUAUUAGGCAAUCUUGUCUAUUUGUAACCGUGUUUUGAUUUUGACUCGUUUGGAAUAAAUUUACAAAUGGAUAU